Radiomyces spectabilis is the source of this 1089-nucleotide messenger RNA. RefSeq lists its product as uncharacterized. Bases 1 to 1089 code for a protein of 362 amino acids. The record is from RefSeq and is a predicted model, not a curated record. The transcript is spliced from 2 exons. Lineage: Eukaryota; Fungi; Mucoromycota; Mucoromycetes; Mucorales; Radiomycetaceae.
AUGCCAUCUGAAACACAAUUAGCCGAUUCCUUUUUUGAAGACGAUGCUUAUGCCGCCAGUCAGUCUUUGGAAGAAGAGUUACUAGGCAAAGGGUAUAUGACGCAAACACCUUUGGGAGCAUCUUUGGCUGCUGAGCUUCACUCAGCUACAAGCCCUAUUUCUCCAACAACACAAGAAACGCCACUUUCGCCAACAGCGGUUCAACGGAGCCUGUCUACGUCUCUGAUACAAGAAUAUGCAAGCAAAACAUUCCCAGCAAAUAUUAACCCCGUGUCCACGCCACUACACUUUCAAGCUAUGCAUAGUUCUUCCACGGGAUUUUUCUGCAGAAGUCGUCGAAGCUCAUUUUCCUCGACAUGGUCAUCACUUGAUGCAGAAGAUGAUGAUCCCUUUGAACAGCUCAAACGUCAGCUGGAGGAACUGAACUCGAAUAUUUGGGAGACAAAGACUUUACAUAAACGGCUGUGUAAUACUUUAUUGGCGGACGAAAGUCUAUUUCCUAAAAAUCAAACCCAAGGCAAUUUUGCGCCACCACCGGAGUUACCGAUCACCUCUUUCAUCAACGUUGUCGAACGAAAAUGGCGCGACAGAGAACGUCAAACCAGCCAUUUAAAAAAUAUCGGAAAUUCGAUCCGCAAGGAAAUGGCUUGGAUGUCCAAGGACGAUAUCAAAGAUUUGGAAAUGCUGGUGAACUCGAUGAUGUCGACCCUACACGAUCGAACCUUUAGUUACGAGAAUCCUUUGCCGGUGAUAAGAAGUCUCAACAUGGAUACGCUGGCGGUGACCGAUUCGUUGGAAGAAUUGAAAGAACUCAUGUUUGUUAACAAACACCAAGUGCAAGAACUCAACUCGCGCCUCCGAUCCAUUGCCAAAACGGUUCAUGAAGUUCGAAAAGAUAUCAGACGAAUAAACAAGUUCUUAGAAGAAAAGGACGACGAUGACGCCGUAGUACUUGAACGAGGCGAAGUGCAAGCUCGUGUCAAGGAAAUUAUGUGGGGACUAGACGACCUAGAUAACGAAAGCUCCCAGAAGGUGAAGCAAAUACAAACAUUUUUGGAGGAAGAGGAAAAAAUGGCAACUGCACCUUAA